This is a messenger RNA of Racocetra fulgida, 2586 nucleotides long. NCBI's taxonomy places the organism in Eukaryota, Fungi, Glomeromycota, Glomeromycetes, Diversisporales, Gigasporaceae. The record is from the annotation of a GenBank genome assembly.
CUAAAUUCUAUCCCUCCUACAUUACUUUCGGAGGAUAAUGAUCCUUUCUCUAUUCCUACUUCUCCUCCGUCAACAACAAUUCGCGGUGCAACGAAAGAUAUCUGGUCUCCUUAUGUUUUGGAAUCCAACGUUCUCGAUGCAAUGUUUGCGGCUACACCUCCGACUCUGUCUACUUUCUCGGAAUCUCACUCACGCCAAAGUUCUUUAACUUCACUCUCAAGUUAUUCGCACCCACUUUCUCCCACUAUUUCAGCUCUAAAUUCUCCAACGUCAUCAUUUAUUGAAGAUUCUACAUUUAACAAAGAGAACAUGAAUUCCGAUUUGCAAAGUGCACUUGAUCCGGGUUUAAUUGGCAAUUUGUCACUUCCUGAUGUUUUGUAUGGGCAAUACCUUAAUGAAGAUGAUAUCUCUGGUAUUCGUGUUUUUAUACGAGAUUUGGUAGACAAAAGUAUUAUACCAUACAUGGAGAAAAAUAUUUGGCAAUGGAAUGAGCAGGUAGCAUCAUCAAGACGUGGAAUUACUGGUCGUCUCUUAAAUGCGGGUAGACGUUAUUUUAUUACUAGUACAAGAACCACUGGACCGGCUCAAUCUUCUCAAUAUUCUUAUAUUGGAAAUUCUUCAAAUGCUGCGAAUACUAUGUUAGUUGAUAUUUUACGAGCAGAUUACCGUCUUGCCCAUUCGGUUUAUGAUACCGUCAAAAAAGACUUUUUAGCUGAUAAAGCAUGGAAAUAUUAUGCUGGUUCACAAGAAAUGGUUGGAGUUUGUUUGCUAAUUGCUGGAAAUAAAUCAGAUGUCGAUCACUAUUUUGAGCAGGCGGUUAAUGCUUAUCUUUCUGUCCAUUUAGGUGAUCUUUCAGCUGCUCUGGAGUUUUUUAUAAAAUUAUUGAGGGCGAGUCGUCAACCACCAACACAGCAAAAUGCCUAUUUGAGAGAAUUUAUGUAUAUUUAUAAGCAAUAUGAAAGUAAAACUGGAAAAUAUCCUUAUUUUGAUCAAGAGCUUCCAAUUCCGGUGAUCGAUGAUUCAUCUGUCAAAGUUAUUCUUUCUAAUUCGCAAUCUAGUGAAUAUGAUGAGAUUUGGGAUGUAAUGGAACGAGAAUUUUUGGAAGAAGGGUUUACAGGAUUAGAUAUUCAUGGAAACCCACGGAAAAAGCCAAAUACUUUAAAUAGCGAUAUUCACAGGACCGUAUGUGCUGUUGGAGAGUUAGAUAAGGACAUAGAUAACGAAACGACUACACCAUACAAUGAUAUUAUUGACAGUAGAGAAUCUCAAUUAAUGAAGUUCGAAGAUUUUGACCUGGAAACACUUAAAGAAGUGUCUCUUGAAGAUCUUUUGGUUACAUCACCAAUGCCAUUGCUUGAGGCAACAUUCCACUCUUUUCCCGAUGUUCUUCUUUCUGGAGAAGUAAAACAAGUUCUUUUGGAAAUCAACAAUAAAGGGCAGAAGGGACUUACGGACUUACGUGUGAAAAUGAACUCUUCCACUAGAAAUUCGAAAUUAAAUGCAGAAAUAUGGACAACAAACAACUCUAUAUUCAAAUCUAGCAUAAAAGCCAUACCGUUACCACCUCAAGAGGUUAACAAUAUUUGUUCUCUCGCUCCCGGUAAAACAACCUUAAUUCCAAUUUGGAUUAGAGGAGAUCGUAUAGGAAAACAUUCGUUUAGGUUUUUAUUUACUUAUGAAUCUGAGAAUAACAAUUCAGCUAUGAGAUAUAGAAGUCUCCGUUAUCUUAAAGCAACGCAAGUAUAUCCUUCUCUCAAAAUAAAUGCAUUCACUCGACCAAGUAUCCGAGGAUUAAAUGAAUUCAUUUUGGGGAUUGAGAUUGAAAAUUUACAAACUACUAGUGAAUAUCAAUUUCAAUUAGCCCAGCUGUCUUCGAUUAGUCCAUCAUGGACAAUAUCACUUGUGAAUGAAAGCCUCGACUCAAUGAUCACACCAGAGGUGUUCUCAUCUAAGGCUUUAGAACUAUUAUUAAGCGGACAAAAAGAUCUGAAGUCGGAACCAUCACCUAUUGAUCUUAUUGUAACGAAUGUUCCUUUUGUAAGAUUUUCAUUGAAUUCGCGCGUUCAAUGGCGAACCAAUACUUUAAUUAAUAAUUUUCCUGUUAUUCCAGCAUCCAAACACCGUACACUUUUCCCAUUAUACAAUACAAACGAUGUAGACCUUUCACUUUAUUGGAACAUACCAACUUUGUCACGUCAAGGACAUCAUUAUAUUAUUGGGAUUAAUCUUGGAGUUCAACAAAAUCCGUUUCGAUCACAGAAUAUAGCAGCAAUUCAGGUAUUUCAAUGGACUGGACCUACUUCUAAAUGUUCCAUAUUAUCAGUGAACGAAGAACAGACAUAUAUUUUCAAAGCAUGCUUUGUUAGACCUGGUGUUUAUGACGUAAAUAGAUGGCGAUUGACGAUAAAUUUUGAUCAGACUAUAACUGAUGAUGAAAGUAAAGGUGAAAGUUCACGAGAGCACUAUGCGACGAAUGUUUGUGAAGGCAAUGUUGGGAUGAAAGGUUAUGUACAAAUGCCUAAUACUUUACGUCUUUUGACAUUGGUGGAUAAUUCAAUUGACAAAAAGAGCGAAGAUAGCUUAUAA